ACCUGUUGGGCCCCCGGCAUAUAAUUAUGCGCAUGCUAAUAAUUACCCUCGUCCCGCACCAUCAACUCCUCCCCUACCCCUGUUACCCCCCCCGCCCCCUCCUCCACCUCCCCGUCCUCCUCCUCUUCCUCCCCCUCCUGUGUCAGGCUCCACCGCUAACACCAUCAUGACUGCACCUCAAUCUCAAGCUGCUGCCCCGGCCUCUGCUUCAACGGCCAUUGUCCCAUAUUAUCCGCGUCAGUAUGGCAACCACCAGUCUAGCGCGCUGCAUUGGGGCCACGAGCUUUUGAAUUUGGUGAGGGAAAUAGCGUAUGACAGAUGGGAUGAAAAGGAGAGAAAGAGAAUUGAGGAAGAGAACCGUCAGAAAGAGGAACAGGCAAGAAAAGCCAAAGAGGAAGAGGAGAAGAAGAAAGAGGAUGAGGAGGAGAAGGAGGCGAUCAAGGAGGCCAGGCUAGCUCAGCUCAUCCACGACAAAUUCGACGAUUUAGAUAAAAAGUAUAGUGAAGAGAACAAGAGGAUUUGGGAAAAGGUGGGCCAAGGUGACGUUGGGAAACCCAACGAGAAGUCCAGUGGGGCUCGCAGUGAGAGGCAAGGUGGUACAUUGAGAAUUAACGAUGGAGGCGACAAUCGGAAGAGAGCUCAAGAGGAGAUCGGGGGAAACUCCCCCCAGCCACCCGAGUCAGGAAGACAGAGGCCUAAUGACAGGACGGAGAUGAAUCCACUCGACGCUGGACUGCUGCUCAUGAACCAGAACUCGCUGCAGCGUGCGUUGGAGGCUCAGAACAAGGCUAUCCUCACAAUUGUUGAAGAAAUCAAAGCGCUGAGAGCUUCUGCACCGACACUUGCCGCUGCCGGUGCUGCUGUUGGGCCAUCAUCUGCCCCACCACCGCCCCAGUACUAUCCCCCUAACCCGGUGCAUAAUCCCUCCCCUAAUGUUGCGCAAAGAAACAAUGCGCACCCACGUCCCCCUACUCACACCCACCCUCAUAGGUCGUCUGUUUCUCCUCCCCGGGACCCUCGGCAGGCAUACCGGCCCACACCUCUUCCCAGACCUCGGUCUCCUCCUCGUGCUCCCUCCCCAAUACCUUCUCCCCCGCCUUCUCCCCCGCCCUCUCCACCGCAUGCUAACCCUCCACCCCCCGCAAGGAGACCUCCUGUCACGAAGAUCCUAGCACGAAAUAGGACCCCUGGUCCCAGCCGACCGUUUACACGAAGUGCAGCACAGAGGGGCACUAACGAAGUUGGUCCUUCUACCCCGGUUGGAGACGCACCAAGCAGCAGGCCGUCCGCCAGACUCGUAGACGUGUUCACUUCAAUUGCCGAAGAGGCAGUCAGAAGAGUCUCAGGAUCUUUCUCAGCCAUCGGGACCUCUACUGGCCUUGGCUUUGACAAGGUUCGGGAAGGACCGGAGCCGGAAAACGGAAUGGCGCGGUGGUUCUCGUUUCCUACCUAUUCUAGUGGUCCGAAAAUGCCAAUAGACGUAAAGGAGGGGGUAUCUGUCAUUCUCCCAGAAAAAGGAACGUGGACAGACCUGGAGUCAGCCUACCAAACUGUGAUGCUGGACGAAAAGGACGCGUUCCUCUGGAUAGAGACAAUCUGGACCAAGGUUAGCUUGACGAGACUGUCGCCGAGCGUGAUGGACUUAGAAUUCCGGGGGACGGUGGAAGCCCGAGGGUGGGUCUACCUAUCCCAGGAGAUGGAAAAUGCAAUGGUAAUAGAAUUAGUACUGGGAAUGGCGCCGGAUUCGCUGUUUAGACAAGCGGAACGAGAAGUGGUAUGGGCAGCGUGUCAACGGGUGGAAGUGGAAAUGAAUAAGAUGGAGGUGCGAGUGGAGCUCGGGGAUAGGGGAAACGUGAGACGACCUCUUAGAACGAUGAGGUGCGUGCUACCCCCGUUUCUGGUGGAUGCAGUCUUUGGAACCAGGGGCAGAUUGGAACAAAUAUGCCAGUCGAUGACACACUUGAGGUUGUACCAGUGUGCUCGACAGGACUUCUUUAGUCUGUCGGUAGAAAUGGGGCCGUUCGGAGGGAACUGGGCGGAGGAAUUAGCUGAAGUAUUGAACCUCCUCAGCGCGGACGAUGUCUUUGUACCUAGUUCAGUGCAUUGGCAAAUAAUCUAUCGAAGUGUGGCAGUAGGGGAGACCUUCCUAGAAGGGCUGAAAGGGUUGUUCUUUGAUGGGGAGAAGGACUUCAGUGAUGAUGAGGACGAGGACGAGAUGGAAGAUUGGGACUUCAGAAAAGGGGGGGACUUACCCGGGGAAUGGCAUGUCGGCUAUGUGCAGAUAGGGAACGAUGGCCCGGGAACUCCAGCUGUGGGACUGCAUAAGCUGAAUGUGGUUACGAUCUGGGAUGCGGGAUCACUUCCACAGACCGACCUAUUGGCAGAGUCUCACGCCGGACGAAGCAUUUACUCCCUGAUAGAUUUAUAUUCAGGAUAUGACCAACUACCGCUCGACGCGAGGGAUAGACCGUACACCGCCAUGCUCACCCCUGUAGGUCAGCUGCAAGUGACUCCUAUGGGCUUCACAAAUGCUGUGGCGGAGGCACAGAGGAGGAUGCUUGUGGUCGCAGGGGACAUGUUCCCGGAAAAAUGUGAGCCCUACAUAGAUGACAAUCCCAUAAAAGGCGCGCAGAACAAGGAUGAGACAGAGGUCCAGCCGGGCAUACAAAAGUUCGUUUGGGAUCACCUACAGGAUUUCAAGGACCUACUUCAGCGGUUCCUGGUAUAUAAUAUUACCGCAAGCGGACCUAAAAGCAUACUGGCGGUCCCAGAAGUGACCAUACUGGGGUUUCACUGUGGGGCCUAUGGAAGGAAACCUGACCCGACAAAAACGGAUAAGAUCUCUCAAUGGCCAACGCCGCUGCGCACCACGAUGGAAGUACGAGCCUUCCUAGGGGUGGUUGGAUUCUGGAGAAUUUUUAUCAAAGGCUUUGCCAAGAUAGCUGAACCUAUCCGCGCAAUGAUUAGGGAAGGAGGGACCAUGGAGUGGACUGAGGAUAGAGAGGCGGCAGUCCAGACCCUCAAAGACGUCUUGUCCUCCGGCCAAGUCACCUUGGCAGCGCCCUGCUUCAAUGAUGUAGGACGACCCUUUAUCUUGGAAACAGACGGAGGACCUCUGGCAGUAGGUCGAGUCCUGAUACAGAGGAGCGAGGAAGGUAAGGAGAGGCCUAUCAGAUUUGAGAGCGGGACCCUGAAUUCGGCAGAGCGGCGGUACUCACAAUUCAAGAAAGAGGUCUUAGCCACUCUACAUUGCCUUAAGACUUUUCAGGCAUACCUAUUCGGGAGACGGUUUAUCCUGAGAAUCGAUCCGACCAAUGUUGCAGGGGCAUUAAAGAACUACAAGCCUAUAGACCUGACCGUUGGGAGAUGGAUAGGCUUCAUAUGGCAAUUCGACUACAAGGUCGAGCGAAUUGCGGGGCUCCGAAAUAGGGCGGACGGGCUAAGUCGGGUUAGCAUCACGCCGGAGGGAGUAGAGGAUGCGGAGCCAAUUGACGCCUUCCUAGAGUAUGAAGGGGGGACCCUUGUUGUAGACAACGAGAUGGCAGGCGCCGCUCCUACAAUGGAUCAACUGCUGAUUCGGACCCUGGAAAAGGGCACGCCUGCGAUAAUUGCGGAACUCAGGGAAGGACCAGUCACCACGAUUACGCACAAAGAUGAGAAGGAUUCGUGGGGGGCAACGAUCGGGCUGAAAGAAGAGCUGAUGGCCAUGGCCGUUGAAGGGGGUCGAGAUGUUGUGAUGAAUCUAGUAGAAACUUGGACACGAAGAGAGCGGCACUAUCUAGUGAAUCAGGCUCAGGAGGGGCAAGACACCGAUCAGAAGGGACGAGAAUUCUUCCUUAUACAGAUGUAUGAUGGCAUCUUUAGAUAAAUCGGUCUGCUGCUUAUAGGAAACAAGCAGCCUAUGGAAGUCAGCCUCAAGG
Messenger RNA from Chara braunii, 3920 nucleotides. NCBI's taxonomy places the organism in Eukaryota, Viridiplantae, Streptophyta, Charophyceae, Charales, Characeae. The record is from the annotation of a GenBank genome assembly.